AUGGAACCGAUGGACAAGGUGAUCUUUCAGCAAAGGGAAGUGCCGUGUAACCAGGUUUCCCAACCUCCCCUUCCGGGCGCGGGUAGGGGUGGUGCGUCCGACGACGGUGACGAAGGAAUUCUCAAGGACUACCUUCACAAUAGCUCAUUUCCGGUGGUUCGGUACGCGCUCCGCUCUGACUUGCGACAUUCGUUGAGGCUGUUCUGGAUUGCAGUAGGCUUGUGUUUGCUUGGUGUGUUUAGCUUCACGGUAACGGUGUGCAUCGAGAGGCUUAAGGAUCCAUCGAACGUGUUCGUUGGUGAGGCCGAGAGGCCACUUCCCAUCUGGAGCAUUCCGUUUCCAGCGUUAACACUGUGUCCAACCAAGAAGCAAGCUUGUGCCGAUGAAAACUUCCGCCUAGAGCAACUGUGCGAGAAGAUCUGCUGGGCGGAUAAUUGCUCACAGUGUGCCAAGCUUUUGGAUCCAGUGCGAACGGAUCGAGGAAUCUGUUAUACUUUCAACGCGGUUGCAGGAAAUGAAAUUUUCAACAAUGCCAGUAUAACAAACGUACGGCAUCUCUCCAAUGUUACGAAACUCACCGAAAACUGGGACUUUCUUCGAGGGCUACAGCUAAUCCACACCGUGCAGGUGAAAGAGUAUCCCCGUGCGGCGCAGGACUUAUCUGGACGCUAUCGUUUACGGAUCUUCACCCGCGGUGACCUUAAUGAGUCGAUCUGCCCAACACCCUCGCUCGAUGCGUACAUCCACUCACCCGUUGAUUUUCCGUUCAACCCGAUAAAAUCUACGCCAAUCCCCGCAGAACAGGGACUGGUACAAAUCACUGUCCAUCCGAAGCUAGUACGACCGCAACGGUACCUAAGAUAUUUCACUUCAUCCGCUACGGGAUGUAUUUCGCAGCUGCAAAACCCACUGAAGUACUUCAGCAUCUACACGCAAGCCAACUGUGAAACGGAGUGUCAUACGAACUUCUUCAAGCAGAUGCGUCGCUGCGUACUAGACCACAUGCCCCUGGCAUCUAACACGUCCCUGUGCAACGGAACAAACAAGUAUUUCAAUGUCUACAACAAGAACACGAACGCUCUUCUAAGGGCUGAGAAGAUUCCGAGGUCUCAUUUCUUCCGAUGGAAAUGCAACUGCUUACCGGCCUGCGUAGAGUUUCGGUACACUGCCGAGGUCUCACAGGACAUCGCGUCUACCAGCAACGAUUCGGAGCCAGUCUCCACGCAGCUCGUGGUGGAGUUCGCCGAGGAUCACUUCUAUCCGCUGGUGCGCAUAGUCCGCUACGGUUGGAUUGACUUCCUCGCGAACUUCGGAGGACUGAUCGCACUGUUUUUAGGCGUCUCCAUCGUAACGUUGCUUGAAAUAGUUUUCUUCUGCUUCGUGAAACCCGCUGUUGUUAGAUAA
Molecule: messenger RNA, 1404 nt
Organism: Anopheles coustani
Lineage: Eukaryota; Metazoa; Arthropoda; Insecta; Diptera; Culicidae
Product: pickpocket protein 28-like
Exons: 2
Coding region: 1-1404 (467 amino acids)
Biological process (GO): sodium ion transmembrane transport
Cellular component (GO): membrane
Molecular function (GO): ligand-gated sodium channel activity
Source: RefSeq, a predicted model, not a curated record